Molecule: messenger RNA, 1695 nt
Organism: Dioscorea cayenensis subsp. rotundata (Guinea yam)
Lineage: Eukaryota; Viridiplantae; Streptophyta; Magnoliopsida; Dioscoreales; Dioscoreaceae
Product: protein POLLENLESS 3-LIKE 2
Exons: 4
Coding region: 181-1527 (448 amino acids)
Molecular function (GO): protein binding
Source: RefSeq, a predicted model, not a curated record
CACUCUCCCUUCCCCUCAAGAGAACCUACAGAGAAAGAGACAGUGAGUGUGAGACAUAGAAUCCAAAGCUCACUUCUCCUUCUCUUCCUCCAUUCUUCAUCUUCAUCUUCAUCUUCAUCUUCAUCUUCAUCUUCUCUAAUUGACAUUCAAAAGAAUUUGUCAAUCAUUCUUUAAAGAAAGAUGGUUCAAGAACUAUGGAACAUGAAUGCACCACUAGGCAUUCGUCCGAGCAAAUCAGCACCAUCAUCUCCCAUCAAACCCAUCCUCAGAACACGUUCUGAGUCCUUCCAUGUUGCACACAAAGUCCCUGUGGGUGACACACCAUAUGUCAAGGCUAAGAGAGUCCAGCUUGUAGAUAAGGACCCUGAAAAGGCGAUAGCUUUGUUUUGGGCUGCUAUUAAUGCCGGUGACCGAGUUGAUAGUGCUUUGAAGGACAUGGCCAUUGUGAUGAAGCAGCAGAACAGGGCAGAGGAAGCCAUUGAAGCUAUCAAGUCUUUGAGGAAUAGGUGCUCAGAUCAAGCUCAGGAAUCACUUGACAACAUUCUCUUGGAUCUCUACAAGAGGUGUGGGAGAUUGGAUGAUCAGAUAUCUUUGUUGAAGCACAAGCUUCAUUUGAUUCAGCAAGGAUUAGCAUUCAAUGGGAAAAGAACUAAGACUGCACGUUCUCAAGGGAGGAAGUUUCAGGUGUCUCUAGAGCAAGAAGCAACUCGUUUACUGGGCAAUCUUGGAUGGGCUCUAAUGCAGAAGGAUGAGUAUAUGGAAGCUGAGGCGGCAUAUCGAAGAGCUCUUUUGAUUGGUCCAGACAAUAACAAGAUGUGUAAUCUUGGCAUUUGUUUGAUGAAACAAGGGAGGGUUGCAGAGGCAAAGGACACUCUCAAACAAGUGAAAAGGCCGGUAAACUCCUCAGAUGGUCUCCGAGGUGCUGAUUCUCAUCUUAAAGCAUUCGAGAGAGCUCAAGAGAUGCUUAGAGAUAUUGAAUCAAAAAUACUAACCAGUGGUGGAUCCAGGCUUUUCGAAGCUUUCACCGGAUCAUCAUCGAUUUGGCAACCUCAGCCUUGUAAUGACUAUCAAAUGCCAUUGCCAGAGUUUUUCCCCGAUGAAAAUGCCGCAAAACUUCCUCCUCCUCCUCCUCCUCCCCCUCCACCUCAAACAUUGCUGCCUUGUACUAAUUCACUUAACAUCGAUGCGCCGCCCUUUUAUUUAAAUUCAUUGAAGAGCCACAACAGUCUUGCCCAGUGUCACGAUCCUUUAGGAAACCUGAAGAGAACAAGAUCAGGGAACAUGAUGGAGGAGAAGAAGACAACAGAUGAAACAGUGAACAGAAAAAAAUCGGUUUUUCUGCCGGAGUUACCUGACAAUGACGCAUUCAAUGAGGCGAUAUUGGCGGCAGUGUUGGCUCCGGUGCUUGAAGACGCGGGCGGGGAGACGAGCAAUAAAAGCCCAGCAUUGGCUGGGGGGAAGAUGGGGAAGAGGCUAAGAGUUUUUCAGGACAUUACUUUGUCUUUGAGGUCCUCAUCCAAUGCCUGAAUGCAUACAUACAUUCAUGACUGUUUAGUAGUAGUUGGUUAGGAAGGAGAUGGUCUUGUUCUCCAGCGUUUUUUUCCUCAAGGGAAGCGUGGUGGUGUUCUAUUUAUUUAAAUUCUCUUAUUUGUACUUCCUGUUUAACAGAGCCAAUAAAUCCUUGAAAUUUGAUGA